Molecule: messenger RNA, 887 nt
Organism: Aspergillus fijiensis CBS 313.89
Lineage: Eukaryota; Fungi; Ascomycota; Eurotiomycetes; Eurotiales; Aspergillaceae
Product: SDR family NAD(P)-dependent oxidoreductase
Exons: 4
Coding region: 1-879 (292 amino acids)
Molecular function (GO): oxidoreductase activity
Source: RefSeq, a predicted model, not a curated record
AUGGCUGCAACCGGCGCAGUAGCAAACCUCUUCGACGUGACGGGCAUCGUCGCAGUAGUGACAGGCGGAGGGAGCGGGCUCGGCCUAUACAUGACACGGGCACUGGCGACCAACGGCGCCAAAAAAGUCUACAUCCUUGGACGAAGGAGACAUAUCCUGGACCAAGCGGUGGCGGAACUUGGCCGAGACAAUGUCAUCCCAAUCCAGUGCGAUGUCACCGACCAACUGGCCCUCAGAUCCACGGUCGCGUUCAUUGAAAAAGAUAUCGGAUAUAUCAAUCUGCUUGUUGCCAACUCCGGCAUCGCCGGGCCCUCGGGGAGCGUGCCCCCCGGAUCGAGCAUUCGGCAAAUACAAGAGGCGCUGCUCCGCAUCCCCAUGGAAGAGUUCACGAAUACCUUCCACGUGAACUGCACGGCUGUGUUCUACACUGCCAUAGCGUUUCUCGGCCUGCUCGGUGCCGGGAACACGACCCAGAACGACUACGCCCGCAAGGGCUGUCGGAGUCAGGUGAUCGCCACCAGCAGUAUCGGGGGCUUCAAUCGCCGCAUCACGGCCGGGUUCGCCUACGGAGCCAGCAAGGCCGCGACCACGAUGCUGCUGAAGGUCCUGGCGACGUACCUCGUGCCGUAUCGAAUCCGCGCGAAUGUGCUGUGUCCUGGAUUGUUUCCGACCGAUCUGACGACGGACUUGAUUCAUGGCAAGAGUCCCACGGAGGAAGGGGCGUUCCCGCUGGACCAGAUCCCGGCCGAGCGCGCUGGUACGCCCGAGGAUAUCAUGGGUCCGCUGCUGUAUUUGGCUUCAAGGGCGGGGGCGUACUGUAAUGGGAACUGUGUGCUUACUGAUGGGGGGAGGUUGAGUGUUAUGCCUGCUACCUAUUAGCUGACGAC